GCCUCUGGCUCCGCUGUGCCCGCCUCCUCCCGGCUUCUUGCCUCUCUGCCUGCCUGCGGGCAGCCGGAGGACAAGCCCUGUCCAGAAAAGCUUGACCUUCAUCUCAGCUCCAUUCCCUGCAAACAGCCAUGGUAUCCAGAUCCCCACCAAAUGGGGCUCAGGGGCUGCUCACCUUUGAGGAUGUGGCUGUCAUUUUCUCCCAGGAGGAAUGGAGGCACCUGGACUGUGCUCAGAGAGCACUCUACAAGGAUGUUAUGUGGGAAAACUACAGGAACCUGGCAUCUGUGGGAUUUCCCUUCCCCAAACCAGAGCUCAUCUUAUCCCUAGAACGAGGUGAAGAAUUGUGGCUACCUGAUGGCCUGGGAUCUUCAGAAAGGAGAAGGAUCCUAUUCUGCAUAGCAGGGGACAAGCCUGGGACUCCUUCCAGGCUUCAGAAAGAUCUGGAAGAAGUGGGGGACCUCAAAGGACACAUUUCCAGAGCCCGGACAGAUAGUUCACCUUCUCCAGCAGAGGACAAGCCAGGGACUCCUCCCAGGGUUUGGAAGGGCCUGGAAGAAGAUGGGGACCUUGAAGGACAACCGUCCAGAACCCGGAUGGAUAGUUUGCUUUCUCUAGCAGAUGACAAGCCAGGGACUCCUCCUAGGGUUUGGAAGGACCUGGAAGAAGUGGGGGCCCUUGAAGCACAACCCUCCAGAGCCCCUCUGGAUGGGAAUAAGGCCUUUGUCGCUGUCCCUACCCAGAUUAUCUACUGGUGCACAUCAGACAACAAGGAGCUGAUUCCUUGCUCUGUGGACUUCACCCCCCUGCCACCCCCAGGCCUUCCCAACCCCUACAAGUGCUCUCAUAGCAGCAAAGAUUUCAUCCACAUCUCCAACUUCUCUCGUUACCAGCGAACCUAUCAGUGCCCUCAGUGUGGCAAGCAGCUCAGCUGGAACUCUGACUUCAGCCGCCACCAGCGCACCCACAGUGGUGAGAGGCCUUUCAGCUGCCCACUCUGUGGGAAGCGCUUUGGCCACAGCUCUGACUUUAACCGCCACAAGCGCACACACACUGGUGAGAGGCCCUACAGAUGUUCGGAGUGCCCUAAGUGCUUUACCCGCAACUCGGACCUGGUCACACACCAGCGAACACACACAGGGGAGAAGCCUUACUGCUGUGCAAACUGUGGCCGGGGCUUCAGCCGCAGCUCAUCACUGGUCACACACCAGCGAGUUCACACCGGCGAGAGGCCCUACCAAUGUCGAGACUGUGGCAAACGCUUCAGCCUCAGUCCGGACCUUAUCAAGCACCAACGCAUCCACACGGGGGAGAAGCCCUACAAAUGCAACCACUGCGUCAAGUGCUUCAGCCAUCGAGCCAACCUCAUUACCCACCAACGAGUCCACACAGGGGAGAAGCCCUACAAAUGCCAAGACUGUGAGAAGAGCUUCAGCCAGAGCUCACACCUCAUUAUUCAUCAGCGGGGGCAUACAGGGGAGCGCCCUUAUCGCUGCAGUGACUGCAAGAAGGGCUUCAGCAGCCGCUCCUACCUCAUCACCCACCGCCGCGUCCACACUGGUGAGAAGCCAUAUUCCUGUGGAGUGUGUGGGAAGAGCUUCAGCCAGAGGACCAAUCUUCUUACGCACCAGAAGCUCCAUGGGAUGGAGAAGGGAGUAGUGGGAAGGACAACUUCCAAUGGAAUUGCUAGGCUCGGGGGAGAAGCUGGAGUUCCUAUCCCAUAAUUUCAAUGCAUUGAAUGCUUAUUAAGGAUACAAAGAUGAAAAAAGGACAGCCUCUGUCCUCAAGUAACUUAUGCCCUAUUAGCUUGAAUAACUCCUUUUGGAGGACUUCUGUAGGAGGGGAGGGGAAGGCAAGAGAAUGAGAUGGGAAAGAUUUCUUGACAUUUCUAUUAUGCAGGGUUUCCAGGAGCAGCUUCCUGUUCUAAAUGGGUGAUUGGUCAUUUGCUGACUCUUGUACUCCAUUAUUUCCUUAGGGGAAUCUGUAAGAGUUUCUCAAAGUGAUAGUAGUAGAAAGAACUCUCUACUAGAAAUCAGGAGAUCUGGGUUCAAAUUCUGACUCUGUGACCUCAGGUAAAUAAUUUCCUCUAAUUGGGUCUCAGUUUCCUCAUUAUAAAAUGAAGGAGAUAGGGCAGCUAGGUGGUGAAGUGGAUAGAGCACUGG
Vombatus ursinus (common wombat) is the source of this 2159-nucleotide messenger RNA. RefSeq names its product zinc finger protein 34-like. Gene Ontology annotation, biological process: negative regulation of transcription by RNA polymerase II. The record is from RefSeq and is a predicted model, not a curated record. The transcript is spliced from 5 exons. Lineage: Eukaryota; Metazoa; Chordata; Mammalia; Diprotodontia; Vombatidae. Bases 129 to 1721 code for a protein of 530 amino acids. Gene Ontology annotation, molecular function: DNA-binding transcription repressor activity, RNA polymerase II-specific.